UGUGACUUCCAUUAGAUUCUUAAAAUCCACAACAUCGAUGUGUAACCUUAAAAAAACAAUUAAUUGAAAAUCAAAUACAAAUAAUUAACCGAUUAAGAAAUAAUUCAGAAAACAUUAGAAUAUUUUUAAUCUAUUAUUAUUUUUCUUAUGUUCGCAUAAAUCUUUAAAGCAUUUCAUUUUCUCUCGAGAAUGUAUAUCGUUUAUCGGAAUAUCGAUUAUUUAACAACAAGAAUUAAGUACACGUUAUCAUGAAAUAAGUGUUACUUGAAAUUUGUAUAUAUGCAAGACUUGCAUUUUAAAGAGAGAUCGAAUAUUUAUUGAAUCUAUUAAUUAUAUGAUUUUUUCAUUAUAACUGUGUUUUCAAAGUACUUACGUGAUAUGUAAACAUUGCGUUUAUCUGUCAUCACAUAUGUUUUUGGUGAUGCUAAUAUUAUAAACAUCACCGUAUGAUAUUUUACUUCAUUAAAUUAUCAUAUAUUAAACAUUGAACUUUGUAUUUUCAAAGAUUCUGUUUCUGUAGUUACAAAGAAAAGACAUUAUUAAUAUUGAGAGAUUAUUCGUGAUUUUUGGUGAAAACAAAGAAAAGUAAUAAAAUAUUUAAAAAUGCAACAAAAUGAAUUGAUUGAUUUAUUGGAGCAAAGAAGGAAAGAUUCUGAUUUUUCAUGGGUUUCUAGACACAUGAAAAUACAAAUGCCUCAUAUGCUACCACCAGAAUUAAAUUUAUCUAGAAAUCAAAUAAUAAAUACAGUAUUAAAUAGUCCACGCAUAAAAGAAGUGAUUAGUUAUUUAGCAAAAAGUCAAAAUGUUUAUACAUAUGUUAUUGAACGAAAAGCUUAUGCUAUUUUGCAGGAAAUGGCAAGUAAGGCUCAUUUACCUACAGUUCGUUGGCUAGGUUUCUUUAUUAUCAAGACUUUGAAGAAGAUCUUUCGCAAUCUUUAUAUAAAUGAAGGAAUGAUAUUUAAUUUAAAAAAACAAAUGUCUAGUUUUCAAGUACAAUAUAUAUAUGUACCAUCACAUAGAAGUUAUCUGGAUUUUAUUUUACUAUCAUGUAUUCUCUUUAAUUACGAUAUGUCAUUACCAAAUAUUGCAAGUGGGAUGGAUUUUUAUCAAAUGAAAUUUAUUGGAGAAAUAUUACGUAAAACUGGAGCAUUUUAUAUGAGACGUAGUUUUUCUAAUGAUUUAUUAUAUAAAGAAAUUUUUAAAACAUAUGUUAGCUAUCUUGUAAAUCAUAAUGAUAGAGCAAUUGAAUUUUUCAUCGAAGGUACUCGUAGUAGAAGUCAAAAAAGUAUUGAACCUAAAUAUGGUUUCUUAUCUGUCAUUUUGGACACUUAUCUUCAAAGUACUGUACCUGAAAUUCAGUUUCUUCCAAUUAGUAUCAGUUAUGAUCGCCCACUAGAAGAAAAAUUAUUUGUCUAUGAACUACUAGGGGUACCAAAGCCAAAAGAAACAACAACUGCUUUCCUGCAAUCUUUGCUUAUGUUAAAAAAUCUUGUUUCUUAUGGAUCAGUAUUUUUCAAUAUUGGCGAACCUAUUUCUGCCUCACAAUAUAUAACAUCGAAGGAUCGUAAAACCAAGAUUAUAAAUCCUGAUUAUAAAUUACCAUCAACUGUUAUAGAGAACUUAGCAUAUGACAUAAUAUAUACUCAUCAAAAAAAUACAAUCCUUACAACUUUUAAUAUAAUUGCUUUGUUGUUUAAUGAAAGAGUACAAACGUAUCCUGCAAAUCCAUACACUCUUCAAACAUUGGCAGAAGAUUACAAAUGGUAUAAAAACUGGCUCUCAUCAUUAGGAGCUAUGAUUCAUCCUUCAAUUGAGAAUAUGACUACAGAUGAAUUAUAUAAUGAAAUAUUAGUAUCAUUAGACACACAUUCAGAAUUGCUUACAUUAGAUGAAUCAAAAAUGUUGAACUUAAAAAAUAUGUAUGUAGAAAUGAAAUCAGAAAAAUAUACAAAUAUAAAGGGACAUAAUUUGAAUAAACGUACUAUGGAAGUAGCUGUACCAGCUAUUAAUUUAACUAUUUAUGUAAAUCCUACUUUAUUUUUUCUUGCGAAAUUAGGGAUUAUUACUGCAACAGUUGGAUUAGACAGUAUUCAUAUUGACAAAGCCUUUGAACGAUAUGUUCUACUAAGGAAAUUAUUAAGUACAGAGUUUGCAUUAUUUUUAAAUGCAAGUUCUUCUGUAAUUAAUUUAGAAUGGAAAAAAUCAAUUGAUAUUUUGGUGAAAGAAGGCUGUUUAUAUAUUCAAAAUGAUUUAAUUACAGGACAGAAAACUGCAUUGUUUUCUCUUCUGCAUAAUCUUAUAUUACCAUUUAUUGAUGCAGCGUGUUUUACCUGUACUACUUUAUUAAAUUGGAAUGAAUCAAUAUUGGGUACAAUAACAAACCAAAAAGUAUUGAAAGAAUGUCAGAAGCAAGUAGAAAUUGCAUUAUUUGAAGAAAAAAAUUCUCGUCCUCAUCCAUACUGUCUAUCACUUGAUCUUUUUAAAUCUACAUUGUCUAAUCUUUUACAACAAGGUAUUGUUGUAACAUCUGAUAAAGAAGGUAUUUAUUUUGUAGAUAAAAUACAAAUGGAAUAUCUUAUUUUAAAAUUACACCAGCUCCCAUUACUACAUCCUUUGGGAUUUUAUAGUGAUAUUUCUUUAUCACCAUUAAAUACUUCCGUACAUAUACAAGCAAAAUUAUAAAAAUAUAUGUACUAUAUAUUAACAAAAUUUAUACUGUUUUUGGACAUAUCUACAUGUUCAUUUUUUGAUUCUCUUAUAAUCGAUUAUGUACAAUUGUGUAGUAGACGUAUUAGAGUAUAACUUAUUAUUAAUACCUUAGUAAUAUAUUAAAUGUUUAUACAUACAAAUACAGUUUAAAAAUGACUUAUUUAUACAUUAAAAUGGAUAUAAUUUGUAUCA
This is a messenger RNA of Vespa velutina, 2901 nucleotides long. It is a transcript of the gene Dhap-at, whose product is annotated as dihydroxyacetone phosphate acyltransferase. Gene Ontology annotation, biological process: ether lipid biosynthetic process. Gene Ontology annotation, molecular function: glycerone-phosphate O-acyltransferase activity. The transcript has 6 exons. Gene Ontology annotation, cellular component: mitochondrial membrane; peroxisomal membrane. The record is from RefSeq and is a predicted model, not a curated record. NCBI's taxonomy places the organism in Eukaryota, Metazoa, Arthropoda, Insecta, Hymenoptera, Vespidae. Bases 604 to 2682 code for a protein of 692 amino acids.